This is a messenger RNA of Mucor velutinosus, 1056 nucleotides long. Its product is annotated as ethionine resistance protein. Lineage: Eukaryota; Fungi; Mucoromycota; Mucoromycetes; Mucorales; Mucoraceae. The record is from RefSeq and is a predicted model, not a curated record. Bases 1 to 1056 code for a protein of 351 amino acids. The transcript has 2 exons.
AUGAAGUCCUCAACAUUGGCAUUUGUUUCCGCUCUCGCUUUAAGCGCCUGUCUCUCCAUUGCUAAUUCUCAGCCAAUUCAUAACACAGAUCUGGUCAAUGUGAACACAUCUACUCAAGUUGUCAAGCCUGUGGCCAAUCAAAAGCGAUAUGUCAAACAUCAUUCAAGCGGUAGGAAGAAGAGAUCUACGACUACCAAGUAUACAACAAAGUAUACUACCAAGCGCACUACCAAGUAUACCACCAAGCAUACGUCCAAGAGCCAUUUGACGAAGCGUACAUCGAAGCACUCCAGCAGACACUCUAAAAGAAGAUCUAGCAAGCACUCUUCCAAGAAGCAUUCUAGCUCAAAGCAUUCUAGCUCAAAGCAUUCUACCAAAACGUCUUCCAAGAAGAGAUCAUCCACCAAGAAACCAGCCAAAAAGUCUUCUUCUAAAAAUUCAGUCAAGACGAAAUCAAUCAGUAGCUGUUACAAAAAGGCAACAUUCACGCAAUACUGGAUUCCCAAGGAAGGCGAUAAAGACAUGCUGAACGACGGCAAAAUUGUGACAUUGACAGGCCCAAAGAACAAGGCACUUAAAUCAGACUCUGGAUCAACUAUUGCCAAGGUAUCCAAGACAACAUACGAUAAAUUCCAAAUGGAGGGUACUGGUCUACUCAAAAAUGGUGUCAUGGUCAAUCUAGGCGACAGUGAUAAAACAUUCCAAAAGGUGGAUCGUUCAGAAGCUCCCUAUGGUCUCGGCAGCGAUGAUAACAUUCAUUUAAGUCCCUGGGUCAGUGUAGCAUCAAAUGAUCUCAAAAUCGGUACAAAGCUCUAUGUCAAAGAAUUGGAUGGUGUCAAAUUACCUGAUGGCAAGACGCACAAUGGCUGUGUUCGUGUGGACGAUGAAGGCUGGAGCUUCCAUGGAUGUCAGCUCGAUUUCUUUGUGCUUCAAUUCACUGCUUAUGAGAAAUUAGAGAACAUACUGCCUGAGAAAGUUACUGUAUCAGCACAAGAUUGCAAGAUUUUGGAUUAUGUUACUGAUUCCGUCAAGAAUUGGGCUGUCAUUAACAAAUAA